GUAAAUCGACCCAGAAGUAGUUUGAUAUGACGUCACAUUGUAGUCAAUUUGACCUCAGUCGCCGGCCGGGAAUCCAUUUGACGUUCUUAGCUAAAAAGUUGUGUAACGGCCGAAAGUUGUGUAACGGGGAAAACAAAAGGGCACUGCUCCAGGAAGAACUUGUUCAUUUAUACUGUAUAGAGGGUCUCUCCUCACACACCAACCCUCCGGAUAGAGUUUUUUAGAGUUAUCUUUGGGGAAAAUGUUUUCGCUUACGACGGCGUUCCAGCCCCAGCAGAUGAUAGUGCCUCUCAGCCAGGUCAUCACUGCCCUGCACUCUCUGAAGAACUCGGCCACAGCUUCAGUCCAGACUCUCCAUAAAGACUUCACUCCAGAGCACAAUUUAUACCUAAAAGAGCCGAGCGUAAGCCUGAGGGACUUGGGUCUUUCAGAGGUUAAUGCAAGUCAGCUGGACGAGCUGGUGAACAGGCUACUACCUGUACCGGGACCAGAGGAGCCUCCUUCUGUUCCGUCAGCCUGGAGGACAAGUUAUGUUUCUGCAAACAGCUUCUUUCACAACAAGCAUGGAUUUUCAAGGAGAAGAUUGGCUGGUUUUGGCUUGCCCCUCUCCCACAGACAGUACCACAGCCCUCUUAGAGAUGUUUGCUCAGAGCUACAGUUUUUGCCUGUGUGGGUCCAAAGCCGAGGUUUUAAAACGCUUAAAUCAAAAACCAGACGGAUGGAGUCUGGCUAUGAUGGUCCUGUGGAAUCAGACAGCUACACACCAGCUUUUAUGAAGGGAUUGCUUUUGAGGGAAAAGGGAGCUGAGGCGCAUUCACUGGACCAAGUGGUGAAACAAAGGAACCUUCCAGAAAAUCAGCAGGAGGCUUUCAAGACGGGAUUCACGGAUGGAUUCAUGAGGUCACAAGCGUUAACUCAGCGAACACAAGGCAGGUGCCUCAUUUAG
This is a messenger RNA of Menidia menidia (Atlantic silverside), 946 nucleotides long. The record is from the annotation of a GenBank genome assembly. Lineage: Eukaryota; Metazoa; Chordata; Actinopteri; Atheriniformes; Atherinopsidae.